AUCCCCGUCUUGUGUGAAACGGCAUUCUAGCUUUGCAGUUUUUAAUGACGCGUGUUUCCAUCGAGAAAUGUGAAAAGUUGCCAGUUUGGACUCUGACUUGUUUGAAAAUUUUACUUAUUUAUAAACUAAUUUAUUUUCUGGAAAAUACUGUUUUACUACUUACUUAUUUAUUUAUUAUAUAUUAAAGUGUUAUUUAUUUAAAUAUUUUGUGAGCGGUUUUUAUAGAACUCUGAAGAAACUAGACAUGCAGCUCCACUAUGUGAUUCGUAAACAAGUUUCCCGAGUCGAUCUCCACAAGGAUGGUUCAACCUCCCUAGGAAUAGUUUUGAAGGAUGGUGUGAAAACCGGAUCAAGGCCUGUUAUUAAAGCUAUCAAGAAAGGAAGCGUCGCAUACAGGAGUCACUGUGUGUCUGAAAAAGAUGCGAUCGUUUCCGUUUGCGGCCAAGACGCAAGUGGGAUGAGCCGAAGGGACUUCAAACAACUCCUCAGAGAGGCAGAAACCAAGAUCGAGCUCGAGCUGGAGUACCAGAUCCGAGAGGCAUGUUUGGGGAAAUGUGGAGUGUAUCGUAUGGAGCGUAUCUACUUGAAGCUUAAGAAAGAAUCUGAAUCUUACGGUUUCGUGUUGAGAAAGUAUGGAUUCAGGCAUCCUGCAAGCCCAGGAUACCCUAUCAUUAGCAAUAUUAAGGAAGGAGGACCUGCAGACAGAGACGGGAGAUUGAAGGCUGGAGAUCGGCUUUUGCAAAUCGAUGAACAGGAUUUAGGAGCACUUUCAUUAUCUCAUGUAGCCGAUAUUUUGCAGGCGAAAAGUGAAGCAACAUUUACCAUAGAAUAUAAAAUCGCACUCGUAGAAAACUCCCAGAUAAGAUUGGGGGAGAGGACUAAAUUGGAAAUCGACUGCCCAGAUGCAGAUCUUGGAUUAGUUCUCGGUUCUUCAGGCUCAAGAAUGGUCAUCGAGGAAAUCCGCAAAGGAGGUCUGGCUGACAGGUGUGGAGCUUUUUGCGUUGGUGAUGAUAUUUUGGCGAUCAACGAUAUCGAUGUCUCACAUCUGUCUACUUCAAAAGCAAAUAGUUUACUUCGAAACUUCAAAAAGGAGCCAGGAAGACUUGUCCUUGUCGCAAAUGUAGAAAGAUUGGCUCGUCCGAAACAAAAUUCCUUUUUAUCGAGGAGAAAUAUCAAACCCUCUUUCAACGCAAUGCCUCUUGAAUUAACUCCAGAACGAGAUCAACAGGUUCCUUCGAGUAACCACUUACUGGCUCCUUGCAACACUCCCCAAAGUUUAUUCAAUGGAAACUUCGAAAAUAAUUCCUAUUUAUCAGCUGAAGAUGAUUAUGACAACUUUGAAAUAAAAGCAAUUGUUUUGCUUCGAGAAAUCAUUAAAAGCAUUGCUUCUAUAGAAAAAUGUAUUUCUUCCUUGACCAGUAAUAAUAUAAAUGACACAAUGGUCAAUUUAAAGGAGACUGAAGAUAACAAUAAUCGAAAUGAAAUCAUUCAAUGCGAAAGUUUAUCAUAUCUUAAGGUUUUAUCAACUCGUAUCAAGAAUUUGGCCCAUUCUAUGGCCAUGCAUUUCGCAAAAAAUGAUCAAAUAAUUUCAAAUCGUUUUUCUAAAAAUGAUCUGCGUCCAACAGACAAUUUCAAAGAAAAUGAUGAAAAUUUGAAUCAAAGUAACAUAAUUCAAGAGUUAAUGGAAAACUUAGUUAAUAUAUAUACUAAGAAAUUAAUAUCCAAGCAAAAUUUUGAAAAACUUCAAUUGAAAAUGAAUCAGAUUAACUCGGAUUGUAAAAAAUGCAAACAAUCUCGUAUGGUGGUUGUGCUAAAAAUACAGAAAAUUUUGUUGAUUGUUUCGUUGAACGUUAACAACGAAGUUAAUUCUUUUUUAAUUAAAAAAUGUAUUGAGGAUAUUUUAAGAUUUGAACCAUGUGAAAACUGUAGAACUGGUUCUGGAUCUCAGACUGGAUCUGAAAUCUCAAGAACAACUCAUCUGUUUAGUUCUUUGGAUUGUUUAAGAACCAAACCUUCCAGUUUGGUGCAUUCAUUGAACGGAGAAACAACUUGUUCUCUAGCUGCAGCUGAAUCUGACACAACUUAUACAACUGGUGAAAACAAGUUAAGUCAACUACAUAUGCAGACUUCUAGUUCUGAUUCUAGCUUUUUGUUUCAAGCUGAAUUUAAAUCACCAUUGCCAAGUAAUGUUGGUUCAUCUGCCAACGAGACAAUUUCCAAAUCUUCUAGCCUUGAAGCUAUUUCAAAUUUGAACUGCAAAACAGAAUCUAGCAAUGUAACUGUAACUGAAACAAACAAUUGUGAAAAAUGCUAUCAAAGAGAACCGAAAACAGCUGUAAAGGAUUCUUUAAAUUUUGCUUCACUAUCUCAUCAGCCACAGUAUCAAAGUGGAGUGAAGACGAUUCAUAAUAGUUCGUUGGGAUUUGCAACGCCAAAUCUUGGCUCUGCACUUUAUGACAGAGAUGGCAUUAGUGGGAUUUCCACCUUACGACCAUCAAUAACCAGAACUCCAUACAACACAAAAAAUAAUUCUCCUUAUGAAAAUGAAUUACUGCUCUGUAAAGAAAAUACAGAUUAUGAACAGAAAAACAUUGGUAAAAAGUAUUGUAGUAACAUCCGCAAGAAAAUAUUUAGUGGGAAAGGAAUGUUAAAAGCUCAGCAACGGAAUUGUAAGUCAGCAGAAGUCAUUGCUGAUUUUGACAGCGAAUCACUGAAACAUUCAAAACCCACGGUUCAGAAACGUUUGAGUGACCCGCAGUACUUGUUCCUGGGCUGCCAGCCACCGAUUGCAAAACCCCCACUUUGUGAUGAAAAAGAUUCACAUUCGUAUGCAAAGACUGAAAUAAUGGACAAUAAAAGAGAAAUAGACGAGGCAAGUGCUGAAGCAAAUAGGUAUUGGUCACCCUUCCAGAGGUCAGAUUAUAAUGAUCAUCCAAACAUCUUGGACAUACCGAAUUGGUCAGCAAAGUCUUCACGCUCAUUAAAACAGAUUGAUCAAGUUUCAAAUGAAAGAACUAAGCAAGAUACUAUGGAUGUUACUCUGAAAAACGAAGGCAAAGGCUAUGGUCUGAGUGUUGAACUCCUUAGCUUAUCUUCAACAACUUCGACACAAGUACCUCGGAUCACAGCUGUGAGUUCGCAAGGUGCAGCUCACAAAAUAGGAAUCCUUAUGAAAGGCGACAGGGUCUUGGCCAUUAAUGGCCAAAACACCAAUGCAAUGACUGUUACAGAAUUCGAAAAUUUGAAAGAGGAGGCUUUCAGUGCCGAAGAAGUUUCGCUGACUGUUGAAUUUGAUAUCACCGUGAGAGAUGUACAAUUUGGUACCUUUGAUGUAUGUGUUACCAAAACCAGCAAAACUGGACUUAUAUACAAUGAUUUCAAGAAAGGUUCGCCCCUUGUCGUUAAAGGAAUAGUAAAAGGCAGCCCCGCCCACCGGUGUGGUUUGUUAUUUCCUGGGGACGAAGUCCUAUCCGCUAACAACAUUCGACAAGAGUUUUAUGAUGUUUUCAAGAACACUUACGAGAGAUCAGAAUAUGUUACUAUAAGAGUCAGAAGACAGAUUUUUGAAGAAAAAUUCGGAGACGAUAUAAACUUGAACCAAGCUGGCCUUUCACCUUUUAAAUCUUACGACUUAAGCAAAACUUCUAUUCACUCGAAUCAUGAUAGUAAUAAAAUGUUCCUCGAGCAAGAGUUGAUCCUUUACCGAGACCCCGUGGCAAAAGAUUUUGGAUUUCUGAUAGGACAGGAUCAAUCCUCGAAAACUAUUUACGUCACUGCCAUAAGACCUGACGGACCUGCGGACUGCUCCAAAGUCAUCAGAAAAAACGAUAUAAUUCUGCAAGUGAAUGGAGUUGAUCUCGAAGCAAACAAGGACGGGCCAGUCGCUUCUUUGUUCCAUCCAAAGGGAGACCGCUUGGAAUUGAAAACGCGUAGAAUUCUCAACUAUGAAUGAAAUCUGUCACUUGCAUGCAGUUUUUAUCCAUUAACUUUUUGAUCAUACUCACACAUUUCAUUCCUGUAAAAAAUAUAUGUAAAUUAAAAAUAAUUGUGUUGAACA
Molecule: messenger RNA, 4057 nt
Organism: Argiope bruennichi
Lineage: Eukaryota; Metazoa; Arthropoda; Arachnida; Araneae; Araneidae
Exons: 14
Coding region: 245-3952 (1235 amino acids)
Biological process (GO): neurotransmitter receptor transport, endosome to postsynaptic membrane
Molecular function (GO): protein binding
Source: RefSeq, a predicted model, not a curated record